GGACUAUGAGCAUGAGGUCUACAAACAGUACAAUCAUGUAAAUAAAACUGAAAGAUUUGUUUUUCAAAGAAGAAUUUCGAAUGCUGAUCUGUUUGCCUUCAUGGAGAAGUCAUUUUGGAGUGUGGAGUACUGACCUUUGGGAUGAAUGAUGAGAGCUGUUUUUAACGCACUCAUCUUCGUCCUCUCCGCCACAAUUUCGGCGUGUGGUGCGGCAUGUAGCUGCAUUGCAGAUAACUGCUUCGUUCUAGUAGUGUCGCGUGCUGACGGCAGACGUCGAGCAGUGAUUUUACUGAUUUUCUGUGGGACUGUAGCAGCAUUGGUGCUGUUGGAUUCUCCGCUCAGCUUUCUCAACGAAACUCGCCCGCUAGUGAAGCGGGUUGCCAGUCGCGCUAGGACUGGCGAAACCCGUUUGCCUGCGAGCUCUUCCACGAAUUCACGCCAUGGGCUUAGAGAACCCAGCUCGAAGGUUUCAAACUCCUUAGUUGGCAUUGCAGGUGAUCCAGCCGCGAUUUCGCAAGUUGCACGAAAGUCAACGAGCGCUAGCAGAGAAGUGAGGAGGCAUGGGCCUGAGCAUGAUGUUCGGCAGCUCCGAGACGAAAUGCAAGAAGAAGUGUUUCAGAACAACCACGACACAGGUGCUCUGGACCGGGUGGAGCGCGUGUCGGGACACUGCAGCAAGAAUCGCACAUUGCUGCUUCUGUACGCCGGCACGGGCAUGGUGUCGUUCCCGGUGCGCGGCGAGCGCGAGUUUCUGCAGUACUGCCCGGACCUGUGCGUUGUGUGGGAGAAGACGGACUCGAUGAAGUACGAUGAAACGGCUGACGUCGUGCAAUCCGGCUCACACUACAGCCACGGGCGCAGCAAGCGCAAGAAACAGCUGUCGAUGUUCUUCACAAUGGAGAGCCCGAUGCACUCGGGUCUAGGCAGUGCGGGGGUGAUGAACAGCUUCAAUCUGAAACGAAGCUACCACCUGGACAGCGAUGUGUUUGCUGCCUACAUACCGAUAGGCGAGAAACACCUGAAAGAGGUGGUAGCUCCUCCACCAAUGAAGUUUGGAGAUAAACUAAAGAAUGCGAUGGCAGCAAUAGUCUCCAACUGUGGUGCGCCAAGUGGACGGAGUGGACUGCUGAGAGAGCUCAUUGCUGGCAUGGAUGUGCACAGCUUUGGCUCAUGCCUACACAACAAGGCACUGCCUCGUGACCAGGCAUCUAAAGGAGGCUCGCUGAAGAUUGUGCGCACGUACAAGCUGUACUUUGCCGUGGAGAACUCCCUGUGUAAGGACUACGUCACGGAGAAGCUGUGGAGAACGCUGUACCACGGCGCCAUUCCGGUCGUCACGUCCUACUCCAACACGCCUAACUACACCAAGUUCACGCCCAACGCGCAGGCCUACAUCAACUUGGAGCAGUUUGCGAGCACACCGGACCUGAUUGCGUACCUGAAACGAGUGACGGGUGACGAGCAGCUGUACCGCAAGCACCUGCGUCACCGUUACACACCCUCUGCUCCGGGUGCCGUCACAGAGGAGUACAGGCAAACGUGGGGAGUGCUCGCCGAUCGACGACGAUGGUGUAAGCUGGCUCGCCGCAUGCUUGUGUCGCCCGGUGUUGCGGAGCUAAAGGAGAGAACGCUACAUCCUGACUCGUCGUGCGCUCCCACCGGCAGGGUACGCUCAUCUCGGGGAACAAAGGAACACAAGCUGAGUGGUAAGACUUAGAGAAGAACUCCAUGCCCUCGGCUGCCGAUCUCGUUACCAACCCUGCGGUGAUACUGGUUGAGUUAAAACCGAAUAGUACUUCUGGUGUGACCCGUCCGGGGCACUGGCGAGCAAUACCAGCACUUCUGGCUUGAAUUAAUUACCAACAUGGUGCCAUCAGUCUGUAACUGGCGUGUCCACUGAUCAUUACAUCACACGCUCGUUCAAAUGCUGGUAUACGAGGAGACAAUACCGGAGCACCGCUACGGGUCAGCCGGCCAGUUUCUACCUAAGAGAUUCAAUGAUGCCGGCAUGUUGCAUACACUGCAUAGGUCAACGCGUGCCGUCGAGACGCUCAGCUCUGAGUUCCGCAUCAUUAGUUGACGCGUCACUCAGCUGACAUGGUUUCACUCAGCUCUACCGUCUCUAACAUGCUCUGCCAUUCUCGCACUAUGCGCUGGCACACUUGAUGACAAGGCUUAGAGUUCCUCUUGUCGCUAUUCGAUUUACUUUCGUGCUUUUCGUAGAACCGUUUUCCUUUUGAGCAGUAAAUUUUUGCCAUACUCAAAUUAGACCAGUUCAAGCUUUCUGUGCUAUACAUACGAAUUCAGAGAAUUCCCUAUUGAUAUUUAUUACACUAUCCGCUAGACUAUUUAUUUAUGUUGAGGAAGCGUCUGCCAUACGUGUGAAAGAGGGUCUUGAAAUUGUUGAAGAUAAUCUUGUUCCAGGUGUUUAACUUUCCCAAUGAUUAUCUGUUCGGACUAGGUUAAUCAGGCUAAAGUGUGUGCUGCACAACGGCAGAAUAUCUUUGUGGAUAUAACUUGUACUGAGACUGA
Sycon ciliatum is the source of this 2532-nucleotide messenger RNA. RefSeq names its product alpha-(1,3)-fucosyltransferase 11-like. Gene Ontology annotation, molecular function: alpha-(1->3)-fucosyltransferase activity. NCBI's taxonomy places the organism in Eukaryota, Metazoa, Porifera, Calcarea, Leucosolenida, Sycettidae. The transcript has 6 exons. The record is from RefSeq and is a predicted model, not a curated record. Gene Ontology annotation, cellular component: membrane. Bases 146 to 1717 code for a protein of 523 amino acids.